CUCUCCGUGUCUCUCUCCGUGACUCUGGUGUCUGACUCCGUGUCUCUCUCUCCGUGUCUCUCUCCGUGACUCCGUGUCUGACUCCGUGUCUCUCUCUCUCUCUGUGUCUGCCCAGCACAGUCCUGGCUGUCCGUCUCUCGGGCGGGCGCAGUUUCAGUAUCAGUGGCGACUCCCAAAUUCAAGCUGUUGCUUCAAGCUGUUGCUUCAAGCUGUUGCUUCAAGCUGUUGCUGUCACAGCAGCGGCUCACAACAACAGCAGACUACAAUAACUGUUACCACCGCAACAACACCACCAGCGGGCAAUCGCAACGGCAGUCACAGCAGCGGCUGUGGUACAAGGACAGCCACAACAUCGGUCUGGCCCAACAGCCGCCGCCGCUGUCGCGCAGAUAAUUGGACGCGUUGAGCAGAUUCGCGUGAGAUCCACAGCCGCUGCUGGGCGAGCAGGGCAGAGGCAAAGAGAGAGAAAGAGAGUGUGAGAGUGCAGGGGAGAGUGCAGGGGAGAGUGUGCGAGGGGGAGAGCGCGACUGUGGUAUUGGGAGAGAAUUGAAAGUUCCGUAAGGAAAUCGGCUACGUGGAGGGCGGAGGUAGCGAGCGAGGCGCGCGCCACCGCGGUUUUUGCAUCGAGCUGCGACAUCGCCCCGGUCACGACAAGAACCAUCACCACCACCGCCAUCAUCACCACCGCCACCACCUCCAACAUCACUGUCACCAUCAGCCACCAUGACCGCCACCACCAUCGCCGCCGCUGGCGAUGCCUCUGCCCCUGCUGCUGUUGCUUCUGUGGUCGCGGUGAGUUACUGGCGGGAAGGGGCAGGAUGGAGUGGGGGGGGGGUGUUACGCGUGCUGCUGCUGCUGCAUGUGAUGAUGAUGAUGUUGUUGGUGAUUAUCCUGGUGGGUGGGGGCCGCAGGGGGCGCCGCGCGGCAUGGCCCGGACGCCGGCUCAGUGAUCGGUUCCUCACUCGCCCGCAGACGCAGCCGGAGUCGAAGCCUCAGCGGUGAAGCGCGCUGGUGAGGAGCGCGCUGGUGAGGAGCGCGCUGGUGAGGAGCGCGCUGGUGAGGAGCGCGCUGGUGAGGAGCGCGCUGGUGAGGAGCGCGCUGGUGAGGAGCGCGCUGGUGAGGAGCGUGGCGAGGGAGGCGGCGAGAAGGGGGCGAGGCGGAGCGGGCAGCUGUGCGCGAUGUAAUCGCCGCUCCGACUCCUCCACGCAGCCGCCAGCGCUGUGAAGGCAGCAGUCGCGGUGCCCCUCCGCCGUCACCGCCAACCCCGCGCGCGACGCCGGGAGAGGCGGGAGGAACGCGGGUGGCGGACAGGCGGGAGAGGGGAGGCGGUCGGGGAGCCGAGGGAGCGAGAGAGAUCCGCGAAGGAGAGACGGGAGACGUCUGUGAGCGUGGACGACGGGGAGAGGUCUCUGGGCGAGUCCCGUCGAGGAGAGCGGGGGAGGGAUCGGCGCGGGGAGAAGCGGGAACCGCAAAGCGAGGAGAGCCCGGGGGGAGACUCUGCGAGUCGGUCAUGCGAGCCGGCCCGGCAGGAUGCCUCUCUGUAACGCCACGGGCGACCACCAGCAGCAGGAGCAGGAGCAGCAGCAAGAGGGCGACACGGCCCUGAACGCUGCCUACAUCUGCCUGGAGGUGUUCAUCGCUCUGCUCGCCGUGCUCGGCAACGUGCUCGUGUGCUGGGCCGUGUGGCUCAACACGAACCUACGCAACGUCACAAACUACUUCCUCGUGUCGCUCGCUAUCGCCGACAUCGCCGUCGGCGUGCUGGGCAUCCCGUUCGCCAUCACGCUCAGCGUGGGCUUCGCCACCGACUUCUACCUCUGCCUCUUCAUCGCCUGCUUCGUGCUGGUGCUCACGCAAAGCUCCAUCUUCAGCAUGCUCGCCAUCGCGCUCGACCGCUACCUGGCCGUGCGCAUUCCGCUCAGGUACAACAGCAUGGUGACAGAGAAGCGCGCCAAUGGCGUCAUCGCGCUGUGCUGGGUGCUGUCGAUCGUCAUCGGACUCUUCCCGCUGCUGGGCUGGAACAACCUGAGCGAGCUCAAGAAGAAAUGCAGCGCCGCCGUCGUCAGCAACAUCAGCAGCAGCAGCAGCAACGGCAGCAGCAGCGGCGGCGGCGGCAGCGGCGGCGGUGGCAACGGCAGCGGUGGUGUCGCCGGCGAUGCGAGCUGCGCGGACGUCCGCUGCGACGCGGCGUCGGAGGCGGCGUGCGCGCCGCACGCGCUGCUGUGCCGCUGCAACGUGGUGGGCUGCCUCUUCGAGAACGUGGUGGACAUGGGCUACAUGGUCUACUUCAACUUCUUCGGCUGCGUGCUGGCGCCGCUCGUCGUCAUGCUGUGCAUCUACGCCAACAUCUUCAUGGUGGCGCGGCGGCAGCUGCGGCGCAUCGAGCAGAAGAGCGGCGGCUCGGAGUCGUCGCGGAGCUACUGGCAGAAGGAGGUUCACGCGGCCAAGUCACUCUCCAUCAUCGUGGGGCUGUUCGCGAUCUCGUGGCUGCCCCUCCACGCGCUCAACACCCUCGGGCUGCUGUCACGGGUCAGCAAGCCGCCGCUGUGGCUCAUGUACAGCGCCAUCGUGCUCUCGCACUUCAACUCGGCCGUGAACCCGUUCAUCUACGCGUACCGCCUGCGCGAGUUCCGACUCACGUUCCGCAGGAUACUGCGACGCAAGGAGAACUGCGCGCGACGCGGGAGCGGCUCGGCCAUCACGCGCACCGCGAGCACGCUGAGCGCGGCGAGCAGCGUGAACCGAAACGGACACCACCACCACAACCAUCACCACCACCACCAUCAUCAGCAGCAACAUCAGCAUCAUCAGCACUAUCAGCAUCAUCACCCCCACCAUCACGAGCAGCAGCAGCAGCAGCUGGAUCAUGAGCAUCACCAGCAGCAGGUGUCAGGCUGGGCUCCUGCCGAAGGCAUGGCAAUGCUGCCAUCAUGACAGGGAUGUAGGGGGGGGGGAGGGGGUCCAGGCGGCCCCCCGCUACGCCCCCACGAAGCGCCAUGGUCACCAACAUGUGCCCGUGCUGCACGCACCAAGCGCGGCGUCACUUUCGGGACGGGCUCAGUUGCUGAGCUGGAGUGAACUUCUGGCUGAGGCUCGUGGUUCUCUCACUUGCGACUGAGUUGUUUCCGGCGCCAGGAGUUACACAUCUGCACUGAUAUUGAUGAAGAUGAUGACGUUGCUAGUUGUAGAGCGGAGGGAAGGCCUGAUGAAUAGGGCUCUCAUAUGGGGAAGCACGCGGCCGCACCGAUCGGUGGGGUUCGGUCGGUGGCGAGAGAGGCAGCGAUAUCACGAGAAUAAAGUGAAUAAACACCAAGACCGGGCACGGAUUGUCUGCGGAAUGCAAACAGAGGAGUUCCCGCGCUCCGCGUGUAGUCUCCACCACUCAGGGACUAAGUGCUCAUCCCCCGCGGAGAGGAGGUCUCUGCGAGGCUCGCUCGGGAUAGGAACGGCGCUGUUCCGAACGGUUGAAAACUGUCGUGAACGGAACGAGAAGGCACCGGAGGCGACCCCUCAAAGCGUCCGUCUCACCCGUCGACUAGACGGGGCAGCGAGGGGCUGCACGACUGGUCCAUGGUCACUCUGUGCUGCACAUGUAGCCUCUCACCUGUGCUCUUCACCUGCACACUCCUCGUUUGUACGCACGUUGAACUUCUUUCGCACCGCACGUAGCCAACCGUGCUCGUCACACUCCUGAGCCGCACAGAUGUGGGGGGCUCCUGCACAGGUGUGGAGGGCUCCUGCAUAGGUGUGGGGGGCUCCUGCAUAGGUGUGGGGGGCUCCUGCACAGGUGUGGGCGGCUCCUGCACAGGUGUGGGGGGCUCCUGCACAGGGGCGGUCCCGGUGCUGCUGCGCUCAAAUUCCGGGCUCCCUCCUCCAAAUCGCGCCCCCCCCCUCCCCACUUCUGUGCAGCUACCGCCGAUGCUUCGGCCACUCCCCCCCUCCCCAACCCAGUGAUGAAACGCAGCCGUGAACGUCAGAGCGAAAUAGGUCGACUCCCAGUACCGUUAGGUCGGUUCUGUCCGCGCUAGCUGCUGUUGGGUGCCGAGGUGCCGCGAGGGCGGAGGGAGGGUGGCGGGGACAACUUGUAACGAGUCUCAAGCUCUGCGAUCGGUUUUCGGGUUUGUACUGCUGUCCGUUGUUCGGCAUGAUGUCCGACGUUUCGCUCUACCACGUGCUUGGUGGGAACUCCAGUGCAGUUCCCGACGAGCUCCCCCACCCAGCGCGUGGAGCGAAACGUCGGACGCGUCGAAGAGCUCCUCUGCGGCGCAAUCGCGAGAACCUUGGCGUGGUUCGCGGCGUCCGCGAGCGCGGUCGCGAUCUCGAGCGUGGAGUUGACGCCGUAGAGGCCUCGACCGCGCCGAUAUUCAAAUCCGCCUCGUUGGGGUUUCCCCCCAGCCCAGCCCCCGCCGCCGCCGCACGAUUCAGACGGGAUUAGUCAGUGCGCUCGUAUUUAAUAUUUCCAUUUUCCCCCGACUUGGGUUAUCUGCAAUCGCAUUGGCACCCUGGCUGCCUUCUUACGCACACACGCGCACACGCGCGCACACACGCACGCCUGCAUGCACACGAAC
This is a messenger RNA of Petromyzon marinus (sea lamprey), 4568 nucleotides long. NCBI's taxonomy places the organism in Eukaryota, Metazoa, Chordata, Hyperoartia, Petromyzontiformes, Petromyzontidae. The record is from RefSeq and is a predicted model, not a curated record.